AUUCCAUGGAAUGUUUCCAUUUCGUAAUACACUACUACUGCGCUGUAAUAUGACCCACUUCAGCUUGGCAACUGCAAUCCUCCUAUACAAUUUGGUUGGGGUCUUUGCUACAGAUACCCAAAAUAAUGGCGACCCGAUUGUCACAAUAUCCGAUGGAAUAAUCAGAGGACGAUCAUUGCAGAGUCAAAAAAAUAGUCAGUUCUAUGCCUUCCAACAAAUUCCAUAUGCCUCCCCACCAGUGGGUCAUUUGAGAUUCAGAAGUCCUGUUCCUCCACAAAAAUGGAACCAUACAUGGAACGCGACUGAAAACACGAAAAUAUGUUACCAGUUAGAAAGGAACGAUUCCAGAGAGACGGAAGACUGCUUGUACCUCAAUGUAUAUACUCCAGUGCUAGGUCCUACAGAAAAUCCGCUGGCCGUCUAUGUUUUCCUUCACGGCGGAAAAUUUAUCUUCAAUGAUGGUACUUACGAAUCCUUCGGACCAGAAUUCUUGAUGGACUAUGGGAUAAUCCUUGUGACCCUCAACUAUCGCCUAGGAGCAUUUGGUUUUCUUUCAACAGACGACAGUACGAUACCUGGUAACAUGGGUCUAGAAGACCAGCUUCAGGCUUUGCUAUGGGUGCGGGAAAAUAUCCACGCGUUUGGUGGCGAUCCUAACAAAAUCACUUUGGGAGGUCAAAGUUCUGGGGCAGCGUCUGUUGGACACCAUUUGUUGAGCCCACAAUCAACAGGUUUAUUCAGAAGUGCUAUCAUGCAAAGUGGUUCACCGUUAUGUUCAAAAAUGUUUCAAAAACAUCCAAAAUAUUACGCCAAUAAGUUAGUAUCUCUCCUGCAAGACACAGCUCCGCCCUACAUUUCGUCACUGCAUGUUCUCCAAGUAUUGCAAAAUGCUUCAGCAGAGGAUAUCAAGAAACAUAGUGAUAUAGCGAUACCAACAGAACUAAGGAACUCUGUAGGAAAUGAAGACAAUAGAGUUUGGGCCCCAGUUAUCGAUGGAUCUUUCGUGAUAGGUGCGAUGCAUGAAAAUCUCAAACAUGGGAAAUUUUCUGCCAUACCAACUCUUAUUGGAAUCAAUUCAGAAGAACAGAUCCACUUUGAUUCGAAGGAGCUGUGGUCGAAAACAGGCUACUUUGAUAGUAGUCCUUCAUAUCUUAUCAAUGGUAACCUGAAUAUAGAGAAUGAAUAUAAAUUGAUUGCAGGCCUGGAAAUCAAAAGCAUUUACACCAAUGGAUCGUUCGAGAAAGAUUUUGGGUCUUUUGUAAGGUUCAUGAGCGAUGCGAAAUACACGACAGCGGUCAUUAGACAUGCUGAUCUGCAAAAAAAGUAUUCCACUUUAUUUUUUUAUCAAUUUUCAUACCAUGGCCUAUUCAACAAUAACAAUGCAUCUGUAGAAGGAGCUGAAAGAGUUGGCCAUUCAGAAGAAAACAACUUCUUAUUCAGAAUGAGAAGCAACAGGGACCUUGAAAAUUUCCCGAAAUCUGAUCUCGACGCACAGGCUCGACUUCUGGAAAUCUGGACGAAUUUCAUAAAAUUUUCGAAUCCCAGCCCUACUGGUAUGAAUUGGCCACAAGUGGAACCAGGGUUGUUUUCGUACGUGAAUAUCAAUACUACGUUGUCCAUCAAACAGGAUCCUAAAGACUAUCAGAAAUGGAGAUCAGUUUACGAUAAAUAUGCAGACCAAUAUCAGGAAACAUACUGAAAUGGUGUUUUGAACAAAAUAAAAAAUUCGUUAGUGUAACUAGUCAAUGGAACUAAAAUAAUAAAUAAAUGAUGGAGAACUG
This is a messenger RNA of Phaedon cochleariae (mustard beetle), 1781 nucleotides long. The record is from the annotation of a GenBank genome assembly. Lineage: Eukaryota; Metazoa; Arthropoda; Insecta; Coleoptera; Chrysomelidae.